Sclerotinia borealis F-4128 is the source of this 1866-nucleotide messenger RNA. The record is from the annotation of a GenBank genome assembly. Lineage: Eukaryota; Fungi; Ascomycota; Leotiomycetes; Helotiales; Sclerotiniaceae.
AUGUCAACAGUUCAACAGAAAUUGGCCAUUUGCAGCUCAAUUGCUUUGCGAAUUGCGACUUAUAUCUUUCUCCGCAUCAUUCCUGGUCAUCCAUUGCCUCCCAUUAUCUAUACUAUUUUUGCACUCUACGUGCCCUCCUUCAUUGCUAGUCUUCUAACGCAGACCCCGUAUGCAGUGGUAGCAGAUGAUAUCAACAUCACCGUUACCGAGACAGAGCACGAAGACCAGCCGCCAGCACCUGCUUUAAUUGCUGCAAAAUCUCAAAAUAUAUCGGGGAUGGACAAAUUAAAGCAUGUGGUGGAAGAAGGUGAAGUUAACAAGACAGUCGUGAUAGAGGAAAAAUCAUCAACGCCACUUCGUACAAUUCUGACAGGCGCGCCUGAUCCUGUAUCGCCUUUUCUCUCACUCUUGACGUUUAUGAUCAAUGUGGGUAUGGUUCUAGCCACGAUAGAUUUAGUAUAUCAUGCAAAAGUGUUUCAUCCUAGCACAGAGCUUUCGUUCGCACGAAUGGGCUACAUUGCCUCUACGGAAGCAAAUCUUCUUGUUCGAGAACCAGAUAUUUCUAAGCUUCCUAUAUCCGUCACUUACAAAUUAGCAACUCCUGCGGCCGCUUACGAAGAUUCGAAGUCACAAAUCGCCGGAACGAUACAUACUUUGUCAGAAGACACGGAUUUCACCCAGGCUCUGAAAUUUUCAUUGCCCAAUCAUCCUGAGAGGACUUAUCAAUGGACUACGUCAAACAACCAUACGGGGUUUUUCACGACUCCUCCAAAACCUGGACAUCUUCCUCAAUCGGGGCUUUUCACAUUUCUCACAUCCAGUUGCAUCAAACCGCGCUUCCCUUACAGCCCUUUUGACCAUCCUUUGGCAAUCCCUGGCUUCAAGCAUAUGGCAGAUGUCAUCAACACAGUUCCUGGAGGGUCUCAGUUUAUGCUCUUUCUUGGUGACUUCAUUUAUAUCGAUGUUCCAAAAAGAUUCGGAGUGACCAUGGAAGAUUAUCGCCGCGAGUAUAGACAGGUUUAUAGUUCCCCGGAUUGGCCGGCUGUUGGGCAAAAUCUAAGCUGGAUACACGUGCUCGAUGAUCAUGAAAUUGCUAAUGACUGGGACAAGAAAACAGCAGGGGUUUACGCAGCAGCAGCUGAUCCGUGGCACCAUUAUCAAACAGCCGUCAACCCUCCACGAGCUCGGCAGGCUGGGACUUACAACAUUCUCAGAGAUGGCGCUACCUACUUUGAGUUCACGCAAGGACCUACUUCGUUUUUCUUGAUGGAUACCAGAACAUAUCGAGAUUCUUCCUCCGAGCUACCUGCCAAUAGCACUGGAAAGUCAAUGCUUGGUGCGAAACAGCUCGCUGAUCUACUCCAGUUUCUCAAGAAACCUGAGCCAAAGGGUGUUAAGUGGAAAAUUGUAGCAUCUAGCAUCCCAUUCACGAAAAACUGGCGUGUCAAUAGUAUGGAUACUUGGGCUGGCUACCUUAACGAGCGCCAGAUAAUUCUCGAAGCGAUGUGGGAUGUUGGCCUCCUUGGAGGCUGUGGGGUUGUGAUCAUCAGUGGAGAUAGGCAUGAAUUCGCCGCAACGGCCUUUCCGCCCCCAUCAAACGGAUGUUGGCCAAUCAGCGCGACCGUCAAUGAGUUUUCCACCAGUCCCCUCAGUCAAUUCUAUCUGCCAGUCCAUACUUAUUGGCAAGCUGAUGAUGAUGAUAUUGAGAUCAAAUAUGUCCCCGGCGGUAAUUCGAAGUUGGGAGCCAUUACAAUUGAAAAUACUGCCGUCGACCAAAGCACUCUAAAAUUCCGUCUCUACGUUGAUGGCCAUGAGGUUUGGUCAUCCAUCCUCCUCUCACCACCUGCCAUUUCCGGGGGUCUGUGA